AUGGACGUAAUUGGACCAAUUGAACUAAUAGCCUCGAAUGGACAUAGGUUCAUCUUGGUAGCCAUUGAUUAUUUCAUGAAGUGGAUGGAAGCAACGACUUUCGAAUCAGUGACCAAGAAAGCAGUGGUUGAUUUUAUUCACUCCAAUAUUAUUUAUCGAUUUGGCAUUCCAAAGAUAAUUAUCACGUAUAAUGCUAUUAUGCAUCAAAAUUCAACUCCUUAUCGCCCGAAAGCGAAUGGAGCUGUAGAAGCUGCUAGCAAGAACCUAAAGAAAAUACUUCACAAGAUGGUGCAAGGUUCCCGACAAUGGCAUGAAAAGUUACAUUUUGCUUUGUUGGGUUAUCGUACUAUAGUUUGGACUUCAAUUGGUGCAACUCCUUACUUGUUGGUGGACGGAACUAAAGCAGUUACACCUGCAGAGAUUGAAAUUCUAUCUCUUCGAGUAUUUGAAGAAGCUGAAGUUGGUGAUGACCAAUGA
Molecule: messenger RNA, 477 nt
Organism: Capsicum annuum
Lineage: Eukaryota; Viridiplantae; Streptophyta; Magnoliopsida; Solanales; Solanaceae
Exons: 2
Coding region: 1-477 (158 amino acids)
Molecular function (GO): nucleic acid binding
Source: RefSeq, a predicted model, not a curated record